GCCAAGGCUGGCGUCGCCACCGAUGAAAAGACCGGCCAGGUGACGAUCCAGCAGGGCGUUGAGCUGCACCAGCCCGCAAUGGUCAGCAACCAGUUCCAAUUGAAGCACUACCAAUUGGAAGGGCGUCGAAUGGCUGCACUGUCUGCGCAAUGCGAAUGCCUCGGGCAUUCUGGCCGACGAGAUGGGGCUGGGCAAGACCUUCCAGGUCAUUGCGUUUUUGUGCCGCGCCAUUGAAGAGGGCAAGCAGAGGAAGCCGAGCCUGGUGGUCUGUCCGUCGUCGACUCUGGAGAACUGGAUGAACGAGUGCCGUAGGUUUGCACCCAAUCUGCGCGCAGUCGCGUACUACGGGUCGCAGGCGGAGCGUGCAGCUUUGCAGUCCGAGUUGGAGGACCCGAAGGCAUAUGACGUGAUGGUGACCACGUAUAAUGUGGCGACGGGGAACAAGCUCGACCGCAUGUUCCUGAAGCGCCGCGGCUUCUCGGCCAUGGUCCUGGACGAAGGCCAUAUGGUGAAGAACUGCAUGAGCUCGCGCUACAAAUGGCUGAUGCAGAUCCGCGCCGACUUCCGGCUGCUGCUGACCGGCACGCCCUUGCAGAACAACCUGCAGGAGCUGGUCUCGCUGCUGACGUUUAUUCUGCCCAGCGUCUUCUCUGACUCGCAGGAGAUGCUACGGCACGCGUUCAAGACCAAGUCGAGCGGGAAGCGGUCCGGUGUGGAGUCGGAGGACGUGUCGGUGGCGCCGUCCGGUGCCCAGACGCCGGUUGUGCAGAGCGAACUGGGCCCCGUGGAGGCCCGGCAUAUUGAGCAGGCGAAGACCCUUCUGAGGCCGUUUGUGCUGCGCCGACGCAAGGUCGACGUGCUUGGAGACCUGCCGAAGAAGACCGAGCACAUUACGCGCAUCGACCUGACGGCGGCGCAGCGCGCAUUGUACGAUCGGAUUAUGCCAGAAGAGUCCGAGGGCGUGCGGCAGCAGCUGAUGCAGCUGGAGGUCGGCGAGGAGUCCUCCGGAGCGGCGAAGCAGAAGCAGAAGCAGAGCUGGAUCAGCACCUUCAUGGAGAUGCGCAAGGUGGCCGACCACCCGUUACUGCUGCGCAGCCACUAUACAAAGAAGACGCUGGAGAAAAUGGCCAAGCAGCUGCUGCGCGAGCCAGACUACGCGGACGCCAACUACACCUAUGUGCUUGAGGACAUGGAGGUGUGCAGCGACUUUGAACUGCACAAGAUCUGCACGACGUACCCGCGAAUGCAGCGGUUCAAGCUGACUGACCCUGUGCUUGUGGACUCGGGCAAAGUGUCGCAAUUGAAGCUAAUCGUGGAUGAGUGCGUGGAGAAGAAGGAGAAGCUUCUGGUGUUCAGCCAGUUCACGUCGAUGCUGGAUAUCCUGGAGAGCGUGCUGGGCAUAUGGCAGGUCGAGUACUGCCGUCUGGACGGGCAGACCAAGGUGGACGAGCGGCAGGCGAUGAUCGACGAGUUCAAUAAUACGGAGCGGUUCCCGGUGUUCCUGCUGUCGACCAAGGCCGGUGGGUUCGGCAUUAAUUUGACAUCGGCCAACGUGGUGGUUAUUUUCGACUCUGGCAACAACCCGUCGGAGGAGCGGCAGGCGGAGGACCGGGCGCAUCGCGUCGGGCAGACCAAGGACGUCAGGGUGUAUAGGUUUAUCGCCAAUGGCACGAUUGACGAGGAUAUCUGGGAGUGUUCAAGGUCCAAGAUGCUCAUGGAGCAGUGUUUCUGGCUGGAGGGGCUGGGGACCAGGACCGAAGAGUAGCAUGUCUUUUUGCGUAUUCAUUGAAUAGAAUGUAGUGUGAAUCGUU
Linderina pennispora is the source of this 1811-nucleotide messenger RNA. RefSeq lists its product as uncharacterized. The transcript has a single exon. Bases 182 to 1765 code for a protein of 527 amino acids. The record is from RefSeq and is a predicted model, not a curated record. Gene Ontology annotation, cellular component: nucleus. Lineage: Eukaryota; Fungi; Kickxellomycota; Kickxellomycetes; Kickxellales; Kickxellaceae. Gene Ontology annotation, molecular function: chromatin binding; ATP-dependent chromatin remodeler activity; ATP binding.